This is a messenger RNA of Metschnikowia bicuspidata var. bicuspidata NRRL YB-4993, 1124 nucleotides long. RefSeq lists its product as uncharacterized. Gene Ontology annotation, cellular component: cytoplasm. The transcript has a single exon. NCBI's taxonomy places the organism in Eukaryota, Fungi, Ascomycota, Pichiomycetes, Serinales, Metschnikowiaceae. Gene Ontology annotation, biological process: protein folding. The record is from RefSeq and is a predicted model, not a curated record. Bases 1 to 765 code for a protein of 254 amino acids.
AUGAGUAUGAAUGAUAUCAAAGUACCUGUGGAGGUUGAUCCCACGGAGGAUACGGAGUGGAACGAUAUACUUCGCUCACACGGGAUUAUUCCGGAACGUCCGAAGUCACCAACAGAGGAGCUUGAGCAAGCAUUGGAAGAGGCCGUGCGCAGACAGCAUGAAAAUCGGCUUGAAAGUAAAACUCUUGGUGAAUUAGCUGAGCUAGAGGAUGAAGAAGAUGAAGACUUCCUAGAAGAAUAUAAGCUCAGGCGGUUCCACGAGCUUCAAAGUAUGCAAAAGAAGGCAAAGUUUGGCACAGUCCUUCACAUUACUAAACCAGAGUAUGAAGAAGAGGUUACCGAUGCAUCUGAAAAGAGUUAUGUAUUUGUGCAUAUGGCACUUCAACUGGAAGUUCAGAGUCGUCUUUUAAGCACCCUCACAGCCGUGGUGGCGCAAAAAUUCCCCGAAAUCAAGUUCACUGAAAUCCCGGCUAACCGUUGUGUGGAAAACUAUCCAGAACUGAACUGUCCGACGAUAAUCAUCUAUCACAAGAAAAAUAUUGUGAAGCAAUAUAUUACUUUGACCCAAUUAGGAGGAAAUGACUGCAAAAUUUCGGAUUUGGAGAAAAUCCUCGUCGAUAUAGGUGCGUUGAAGGCGUCUGACGAGAGGCUAGAGGCAAACCGACAGGAUGAAGAUUUGGAAGAGUCCAGAAGAUUGCGAUUUGUGAAAAAGGUGAUAAGAGACACGGGCACGGAUGACGAUGAAGACUAUGAUUUUUACAACUAGCUGUGACCUGACUACGCUUGAACCAGUGGAUCAUUUUGAUUGAUGUUGAAUGACAAUUUUUCAAACUCUCUUUGUCUUUCGAGAAUAUAAAAUUACAUUAGUUUAUACAUGUGCUUGAGUGACUCGUUUGCUGAAAAUCAACAGAUGAAUGAGACUGCUAGCAGAAGAACAUGCCAUGAGUCAACCGGAUGGUCGCGGGAGGGUCUAUUAAGUCCUAUUGUGAGCCUUUACUUUCACAUCAGCUUGACGUCGAAGAUCCACUUUGGCUCCACUAUUGCCUAUUUUCGCGAUGCCAAAAUAUCGCACAUAAUGUUAUAGAGAUAUGAUUGAUCCUUUGAUUUCCUUUCUUAGAUAUCAAC